AUGGCGCACGAGCAGGGAGUGAAUGGACAUGCCACCCUCACAGCUCACCCAGAAGACAUCCCAGGAGGAAGUCACUUCCAUCAGGUCAUGCAGCCUGGCAAGCAGGGACAGACUUAUGUGGAGCCACACAGUGUCAGAGAGCCCCAGCCAGGGACUGGGACCAUUGCUGGGGUGUAUGUGGAGGCUUCCAAGAAGACAAUGAGUUUUUAUGAUGCCACCAGAGAGCACUUCCUGAUGUCUGAGCCAGCACUUGCUCUUCUGGAGGCUCAGGCAGCCACAGGCUUCCUCAUUGACCCAGUGGGGAACAAGCGGCUCUCCGUGGCAGAGGCUGUGAGACUCGGGCUGGUAGGCCUGGAGCUGAAAGAAAAGCUGCUGUCUGCAGAGAGAGCAGCAGCUGGCUUCACAGACCCCUACACGGAUGAGAAGAUCUCGCUCUAUCAAGCCAUCCAAAAAGAGCUGCUCGGACGGGAGCGGGGUGCCCGUCUGCUGGAGGUCCAGAUCGCCACAGGGGGCCUUGUGGAUCCAGCCACCAGCCACCGCAUCCCCAUGGAGGUUAUCUACGAACAGGAACACUUUGGUGACGAGAUGAGCCAGCUCCUCUCUGACCCCAGCUCUGCUGCUGCCAGAGGGUUUCUUGACCCAAACACCAGCGAGAGGGUCACCUAUCAGGAGCUUAAGAAACGGUGCAUCAUCGAUCCGACCACAGGGCUCCUCCUUUUGCCUCUGAAAAUCACCUUCCCGGGGCUGAGAGGGAGAGUAAGCAGCAGUGAGCUGCUCAGCUCCAGCAUCAUCGACAUGGAAACGUUCAGGGCCCUGCAGGAAGGCCAGGUCUCCGUCCAGGAGGUAGCAGAGAUGGACCAUGUUCAGCAGUACCUGGAGGGCACAGGAAGCAUUGCAGGUGUUGCUGUACUACCUACCGGUGAGAGGAAGAGUCUGUACCAGGCACUGACAGAGCACCUCCUCAUGCCAGGCACAGCACUGGCCCUCCUGCAGGCCCAGGCUGCCACCGCCUGCCUGACCGAGCCCACCAAGACCCAGAGACUCUCCGUUGAUGAUGCUGUCAAGGCUGGUGUGGUUGGGCCGGAGCUCUAUGAGAAGCUGUCAUCCGCUGAGAGAGCCGCCACUGGGUACCGAGACCCCUGCACUGGGGAGCUGCUCUCUCUGUUUCAAGCCAUGAGUAAGGGGCUCGUUGCCAGGGACCAGGGGACUUACCUACUGGAGGCCCAGCUGGCCACUGGUGGCCUCAUUGAUCCAGUCCACAAUCACCGUGUCCCAGUGGAGAUGGCCUGCCAACGGGGCUACCUUGAUGAAGACAUGAAACGGCUCCUCUUCCAUCCCACCCAUGACAUCAAAGGGUUCUUCGACCCCAACACGAAGGAGACCCUGAUGUACGCAGAGUUAUUGGAGAGGUGCGUCACUGACCCAGAAACCGGUCUCCGCCUGCUGCCACUCUUCGGAGAUGAUGGGGAAGGGCCUCGGGGUGUGCAGUCCUUCAUUGACCACAGGACCCGAAUGGCUUUGGAAAACACAACAGUACCUGUGGCCUGUGGCAAAUUCAAGGGGAAGUCGGUGUCGCUCUGGAAACUCCUCUUCUCAGACUACUUCACAAGUGCGCAAAGGGCCACACUUACCCAGCAGUGCCGCACCGCGACUCUCUCCAUGCAGGAACUGGCUAAAACCGUCAGCACUGCUGUUCAGCAAAUGGCUUCCACUGCCAAUAUCACCUUUGAAGGCCUAAGGCACAAGGUGACCCCUAGCCAGCUCCUGAGUGCUGAAAUCAUCAACAGGGAUUUGUUUGAGAAGCUGAGCCAAGGGGAGACAUCAGCCAGAGAAGUUGUCGGCCUGGACACAGUCAGGAAUUACCUGGAAGGGACAGGCAGUAUCAGUGGGCUGCUGUUGCCCGAGUCCCAGGAGAAAAUCAGCAUCUACCAGGCAAAGAGGAAAGGCCUUCUAAUGCCAGGGACGUCCCUCAUCCUCCUCGAGGCACAGGCUGCCACUGGAUUCAUCAUCGACCCAGCUGCUAACAAGAAAUAUUCUGUGGAGGAGGCUCUACGAGCCAACAUCAUCGGCCCAGAUAUUUACAACAAGCUGCUGGCAGCAGAGAAAGCAGUCACUGGCUACAAAGACCCCUACACUGGCAACAAGAUCUCCCUCUUCCAGGCCAUGAAGAGAGACCUGAUAGUCAAAGACCACGGCAUCCGCCUGCUGGAGGCCCAGAUCGCCACCGGCGGCAUCAUCGACCCCAUUCACAGCCACCGAAUCCCUGUGGAGGUGGCUUACAAGCGGGGCUACUUCGACAAGAAGAUGAACCUGAUCCUCUCUGACCCCAGCGACGACACCAAGGGCUUCUUCGACCCCAACACGCACGAGAACCUCACGUACUUGCAGCUGAAGGAGAAGUGCAUCACAGAGCCCUCCACCGGGCUCUGCCUCCUGCCUCUGAACAGCAAGAAGCGCCAGUUCAUCGAUGACACCACCAAAGAAGCCUUCAGGAGCACCUGGCUCCUCGUGAAGUACGGGAGGUUCCGAGGAGAAAGGGUCUCUGUGUGGGACCUAUUGAACUCUGAGUAUUUCAGUGAGGGAAAGCGGCGGGAGAUAUUUAAUCACUACCAGCUGCGGAAGCUCACUCUGGAGCAGAUCAGACUCAUGUUGGAGGAAGAGAUGAAAAAAUGGGCCCCCAUCAAAUUCCCAGCCAUGAGAGGCAGUGUCACGGCCUACCACCUGCUAGAAACUGGCAUCAUAGACAAGGCCCUGUUUGAGAAGGUGCUGGAGGGAGUCGUGAGCCCGGAGGACGUCCUGCGCAUGGAUUCUGUCCGUAAAUACCUCUAUGGCUCUGGCAGCAUCGGGGGGAUUGUGCUCCAGCCAUCAAACCAGAGAAUGAGCAUCUAUGAAGCCAUGAAGCAGAAGAUUGUGAUGCCAGGGGUGGCUCUCCCACUGCUCGAGGCCCAGGCUGCUACUGGUUUCAUCAUUGACCCAGUGAACAACCAGAAGCUGUGCGUUAAUGAAGCUGUAAGGGAAGGGGUUAUCGGGCCAGAACUCCAUGAGAAACUGCAGCACGCGGAAGGAGCCGUAAUGGGCUAUAAAGACCCUUUCACUGGGGAAAAGAUCUCCCUCUUCCAAGCCAUGAAGAAGGGCCUCAUCACCGACAAACAGGCUAUUCAGCUCAUGGAAGCCCAAAUUGCCACAGGAGGCAUCAUUGACCCCCACCAUGGCCACUAUGUCCCUGUGGAAUUUGCCCAGAAACGAGGCUUCUUGGAUGAGGACAUGAGCAAAACCCUCUCUAGUGCCUCUGACAAUACCAGGGUCUACUGCGUCCCCAACACCAAGGAGCCUGUGACCUAUGCUCAGCUCAUCGCACGCUGCCAGAAGGACAAAAACUCUGGCCUCCACUUGCUGCCUUUGCCACAGACAGUGGUGCCUGUCCGCACAGAUGAGCAGAUCCAGCAGCUAUUCAAGGAGACCAUGGUGAAGGAGAAAGGGGUCUCCCUCUGGGAGCUGAUCCACUCUGGCUACUUCACUGAGGAGCAGAGAAAUGACUUUGUGGAGAAGUACCGGUCUGAGGACGUGUCUAUCUGGCAGCUGGUCACUCUUGUCCUGAAGCUUGUUGAGGAAAUAGAGAUGAAAGCCCAUACCCACAUCACCUUCGAAGGCCUCAGGGGCAGUGUGCCUGCAGUCUGGCUGCUUGAUGCUGGCAUCAUUACCGAGAAGAUGUUUGAGGAUCUGGCUCAGGGAACACGAACAGCCAGAGAAGUAGGCAAGAUGGAGAGUGUGAAGAGAUACUUACAGGGUACGGGGAGCAUUGCUGGGAUUUUCAUACAGGCCUCCAAGAAGAGGAUGAGCAUUUACCAAGCAAUGAAAAACAAUCUCCUCCUGCCAGGGACAGGGGUAUUGUUGCUAGAGGCUCAAGCAGCUACAGGAGCUGUUAUAGACCCAGUAACAAACCAGAAACUUGGUGUGGAGGAGGCAAUCAAAGCAGGCAUUGUCGGUGAGGAACUCAUGGAGAAGCUGCUUCUAGCAGAGAGAGCAGUGACCGGUUACACAGACCCAUACACGGGGAACUCAAUCUCAGUCUGUCAAGCAAUCAGGAAAGGCCUCAUUCCCAUGAGUGAUGGUGUUCGCUUAAUAGAGGCCCAACUGGCUACAGGAGGGGUCAUCGAUCCCAUCCACCAUCAUCAUCUUCCUCUUCCUGCUGCCUACAUGCAUGGCUUUUAUGAUGAAGAAAUGAAUCAGGCCCUAUCCCAGCCCACUGCCAACUCCAAAGUCUUCUUUGAUCCAAACACAAAGGAAAACUUGACCUACCAGCAGCUGAAAGACAGGUGUGUCCCUGAUGCUGGGACAGGCCUCUGGCUACUACCUCUGUCUCAAACUGCAGCAUUCUAUGUGGACAAACAAACCAUGGAGGUGCUGAAAUCUGUGACAGUCUGUGUCGCAGUAGGACGGUUCAAAGGGCAGACAGUUUCAGUCUGGGACCUUCUCAACUCUGAGUACAUCACAGACUGCAAGCAGAGAGAGCUGGUGGAACUAUACAAACAGGAGAAUGCUGUGGCCCUGCAAGAAAUCAUCACCACUGUUACCACAAUCAUUGAAGAAACUGAGAAGCAAGGCAAGAAGUUCACGUUCAAGGGCCUGCGGAAGCAGGUGUCUGCCAGCGACCUCUUCCAGUCUCAGCUGAUAGACAAGAAAACCCUGGAUGAACUCAAGCAGGGACAGAAAACUGUCAAAGAAGUCACAGAGAUGGACUCCGUCCGGAGAUACCUGGAGGGGGGUAACUUCAUAGCUGGAGUGCUAGUACAGCCAGCCAAUGAGAAGAUGAGCAUCUACCAGGCUAUGAUGAGAGGAAUGCUGAGGCCGGGCACCGCGCUGGUGUUGCUGGAGGCGCAGGCUGCCACUGGGUUUGUUAUUGACCCGGUGAAGAACAAGAGGCUGUCAGUGGAGGAGGCACUCGCUGCUGGGCUCAUUGGACAACAGGUCUAUGAGAAGCUGUUGUCAGCAGAGAGAGCAGUGACCGGAUACACUGACCCCUGCACAAAAGGCCAAAUCUCCCUCUUCGAAGCCAUGAACCAGGGGCUAAUCCUCAAGAGCCACGGCAUCCGCCUGCUGGAGGCCCAAAUCGCCACUGGCGGCAUCAUCGACCCCGUGCAUAGUCACCGCCUCCCUGUGGAGGUGGCUUACAAGCGGGGCUACUUCGACGAAGAGAUGAACCAGAUCCUCUCUGACCCCAGCGACGACACCAAGGGCUUCUUCGACCCCAACACGCACGAGAACCUCACCUACAUACAACUCCUGGAGAGAUGUGUGCAAGACCCUGAGACUGGGCUGUACAUGCUCCAAAUAGUAAAGCAUGGAGGGACAUACUUCUAUAUCGAUGAGUCAAUGAAACAAUUUUUCCGCUCAAAACCCAUUAAAAUGCAAGUUGGGAAGUUCAAAGGCCAAACUGUGUCCCUCUGGGACCUGCUCUGCUCUCAGUACAUCUCAGAACAAAAAAGAAAAGAACUAGUGAAGCAAUAUAAAUGUGAAACCCUGACAAUAGAACAGCUCAUCACAGUUAUCAACACCAUCAUUGAGGAAAUGGAACUCAGAACCCAAGCCCUUAAGGUUAAAGGACUCAGAGGACAUGUGUCUGUGUCAGAGUUAUUCAACGCUGAGAUCAUUGACAAGACAACACUGGACAAUCUGCAGAAAGGAACUCUCACAGUCCAUAAACUGACACAAAUGGACUCUAUCAAGAGGUAUCUGGAAGGAACUGGCAGCAUUGCUGGAGUUCUGCUGUCAGCCAAGAAAAAGAAGAUGAGCAUCUACCACGCCCUAGAGAGGGGUCUCCUAACACCAGAAUCAGCGCUGGUGCUGCUGGAGGCACAGGCUGCCAGCGGCUUUAUCAUUGACCCGCUGAAGAACGAGAAGCUGUCCGUCGAUGAAGCCGUCUCCGCCGGCCUGGUGGGCCGUGAGAUUCACGAGAAGCUGCUCUCUGCAGAGAGAGCAGUGACCGGAUACACUGACCCCUACACGGGCAACAAGAUCUCCCUCUUCCAGGCCAUGAAGAGAGACCUGAUAGUCAAAGACCACGGCAUCCACCUGCUGGAGGCCCAGAUCGCCACCGGCGGCAUCAUCGACCCCGUGCACAGUCACCGCCUCCCCGUGGAGGUGGCUUACAAGCGGGGUUAUUUGGACGAUGACACAUUUCUUCUUCUUUCUGAUCCACAACAUGGCAGCAAAAGAUUUAUGGAUCCUAACACGCAAGAAAAACUCAGUUAUGCCCAGCUCCUGCAGAGAUGUAGCAAAGACCCAGACACAGGACUCUGCCUGCUCCAGAUAACAGACAGAAAAGAUAUAUGGUUCCACGGAUUAAGACAACAAAUCACUGCAUCAGAACUAUUCAAUGCACAGAUAAUAAACAAAGACACAAUGGUGAAGCUAGAGGAAGGAAAACAGACUGCACAAGAUAUAGCAAAGAUGGAUUCUGUAAAGAGAUACCUCGAAGGAACUAGCUGCAUCGCCGGAGUCCUUGUGCCGUCCAAGACGGACCCGUCCAAGACAGAGAAGAUGAGCAUCUACCAGGCCAUGGGGAAGGGGAUUCUGAGGCCGGGCACCGCGCUGGUGCUGCUGGAGGCGCAGGCUGCCAGCGGCUUUAUCACUGACCCGCUGAAGAACGAGAAGCUGUCCGUCGAUGAAGCCGUCUCCGCCGGCCUGGUGGGCUGUGAGAUUCACGAGAAGCUGCUCUCUGCAGAGAGAGCAGUGACCGGAUACACUGACCCCUACACGGGCAACAAGAUCUCCCUCUUCCAGGCCAUGAAGAGAGACCUGAUAGUCAAAGACCACGGCAUCCGCCUGCUGGAGGCCCAGAUCGCCACCGGCGGCAUCAUCGACCCCGUGCACAGUCACCGCCUCCCCGUGGAGGUGGCUUACAAGCGGGGCUACUUCGACGAAGAGAUGAACCGGAUCCUCUCUGACCCCAGCGACGACACCAAGGUCUUCUUCGACCCCAACACGCACGAGAACCUCACCUACAUGCAGCUCCUCAGCAGAUGCGUCCCAGACCCAGACACGGGGCUGCUGAUGCUUCAGCUCAUGCACAAAGGCUCCGUGCUCUUCCAGCUAGAUGAAAAAACACGAAUCUCCUUACAGUCUGCCCCUGCCACCGUCAGCGUGGGACUCUUCCAGGGGCAGAACGUGACCGUGUGGGAGCUUCUCUUCUCCAGAUACGUCCCUGACCAAAAAAGGCAGGAGCUUCUGAAGAAGUACAAAGCGGGGACGCUAACCAUUCAGGAAAUGACAACCAUCAUCACCACCCUCAUCACCGAGGCCGAGCAAAAGAGCAGCAGAGAGCCCGGGCACGUGAAAAGUCCGAGCACGCAACGGGCAACGUCACAGAACGCCGAGGCUGCCCGUGCGCAGAGAGAUAAAAAACGGGAGAAGGCCUUGAAGACUAUGACAGUCGACGGCCCGGGGGGCGAGUUCGAAGGGCGAAAGGUCUCUGUGUGGGAUCUGCUCUUCUCCAAAUACGUCCCUGAAGAGAAAAGACAAGAGCUUCUAAAGAAGUACAAAGCAGGGACGCUAACCAUUCAAGAAAUGAUAACCGUCAUCACCACCAUCAUCACCGAGACAGAGGAAAAGAGCGGCAAACAGCCCGGAGGCGUGGAAGGCUCCUGCCGAGAGGAGAGACCAUCCGGGAGAGCUGCCAGCGCCCCUUCGCCACAGGACCAACAAGCGGAAAAGACUCUCCGGCUCGCGACCGUCGAUGUAUCGGUCGGCGAGUUCCAAGGGCGAAAGGUCUCCGUGUGGGAACUUCUCUUCUCCAAAUACCUCUCGGAAGAGAAAAGGCAGGAGCUCCUGGAGCAGUACCGAGCAGGGACGGUGACUCUGGAGGAGCUGGUCAGAAUCCUCACCACCAUGGUUGAGGAGACAGAAGAGAGAAGCAGCAAAGUGAAGUUCUCAGGCCUCAGGAGGCAGGUGACUGCCUCAGAGCUGUUCAGCUCUGACAUUAUUGACCAGAACACGCUGACUGAACUCACCCAGGGCACCAAGACGGUGCAGGAGAUCACGGAAAUGGAGUCCGUAAAGAGAUACCUCGAAGGAACUAGCUGCAUCGCCGGAGUCCUUGUGCCGUCCAAGACGGACCCGUCCAAGACAGAGAAGAUGAGCAUCUACCAGGCCAUGGGGAAGGGGAUUCUGAGGCCGGGCACCGCGCUGGUGCUGCUGGAGGCGCAGGCUGCCAGCGGCUUUAUCACUGACCCGCUGAAGAACGAGAAGCUGUCCGUCGAUGAAGCCGUCUCCGCCGGCCUGGUGGGCCGUGAGAUUCACGAGAAGCUGCUCUCUGCAGAGAGAGCAGUGACCGGAUACACUGACCCCUACACGGGCAACAAGAUCUCCCUCUUCCAGGCCAUGAAGAGAGACCUGAUAGUCAAAGACCACGGCAUCCGCCUGCUGGAGGCCCAGAUCGCCACCGGCGGCAUCAUCGACCCCGUGCACAGUCACCGCCUCCCCGUGGAGGUGGCUUACAAGCGGGGCUACUUCGACGAAGAGAUGAACCGGAUCCUCUCUGACCCCAGCGACGACACCAAGGGCUUCUUCGACCCCAACACGCACGAGAACCUCACCUACAUGCAGCUCCUCAGCAGAUGCGUCCCAGACCCAGACACGGGGCUGCUGAUGCUUCAGCUGAUGCACAAAGGCUCCGUGCUCUUCCAGCUAGAUGAAAAAACACGAAUCUCCUUACAGUCUGCCCCUGCCACCGUCAGCGUGGGACUCUUCCAGGGGCAGAACGUGACCGUGUGGGAGCUUCUCUUCUCCAGAUACGUCCCUGACCAAAAAAGGCAGGAGCUUCUGAAGAAGUACAAAGCGGGGACGCUAACCAUUCAGGAAAUGACAACCAUCAUCACCACCCUCAUCACCGAGGCCGAGCAAAAGAGCAGCAGAGAAGCUGCCAGCGCCCCUUCGCCACAGGACCAACAAGCGGAAAAGACUCUCCGGCUCGCGACCGUCGAUGUAUCGGUCGGCGAGUUCCAAGGACGAAAGGUCUCCGUGUGGGAACUUCUCUUCUCCAAAUACCUCUCGGAAGAGAAAAGGCAGGAGCUCCUGGAGCAGUACCGAGCAGGGACGGUGACUCUGGAGGAGCUGGUCAGAAUCCUCACCACCAUGGCUGAGGAGACAGAAGAGAGAAGCAGCAAAGUGAAGUUCUCAGGCCUCAGGAGGCAGGUGACUGCCUCAGAGCUGUUCAGCUCUGACAUUAUUGACCAGAACACGCUGACUGAACUCACCCAGGGCACCAAGACGGUGCAGGAGAUCACGGAAAUGGAGUCCGUAAAGAGAUACCUCGAAGGAACUAGCUGCAUCGCCGGAGUCCUUGUGCCGUCCAAGACGGACCCGUCCAAGACAGAGAAGAUGAGCAUCUACCAGGCCAUGGGGAAGGGGAUUCUGAGGCCGGGCACCGCGCUGGUACUGCUGGAGGCGCAGGCUGCCAGCGGCUUUAUCACUGACCCGCUGAAGAACGAGAAGCUGUCCGUCGAUGAAGCCGUCUCCGCCGGCCUGGUGGGCCGUGAGAUUUACGAGAAGCUGCUCUCUGCAGAGAGAGCAGUGACCGGAUACACUGACCCCUACACGGGCAACAAGAUCUCCCUCUUCCAGGCCAUGAAGAGAGACCUGAUAGUCAAAGACCACGGCAUCCGCCUGCUGGAGGCCCAGAUCGCCACCGGCGGCAUCAUCGACCCCGUGCACAGUCACCGCCUCCCCGUGGAGGUGGCUUACAAGCGGGGCUACUUCGACGAAGAGAUGAACCGGAUCCUCUCUGACCCCAGCGACGACACCAAGGUCUUCUUCGACCCCAACACGCACGAGAACCUCACCUACAUGCAGCUCCUCAGCAGAUGCGUCCCAGACCCAGACACGGGGCUGCUGAUGCUUCAGCUCAUGCACAAAGGCUCCGUGCUCUUCCAGCUAGAUGAAAAAACACGAAUCUCCUUACAGUCUGCCCCUGCCACCGUCAGCGUGGGACUCUUCCAGGGGCAGAACGUGACCGUGUGGGAGCUUCUCUUCUCCAGAUACGUCCCUGACCAAAAAAGGCAGGAGCUUCUGAAGAAGUACAAAGCGGGGACGCUAACCAUUCAGGAAAUGACAACCAUCAUCACCACCCUCAUCACCGAGGCCGAGCAAAAGAGCAGCAGAGAGCCCGGGCACGUGAAAAGUCCGAGCACGCAACGGGCAACGUCACAGAACGCCGAGGCUGCCCGUGCGCAGAGAGAUAAAAAACGGGAGAAGGCCUUGAAGACUAUGACAGUCGACGGCCCGGGGGGCGAGUUCGAAGGGCGAAAGGUCUCUGUGUGGGAUCUGCUCUUCUCCAAAUACGUCCCUGAAGAGAAAAGACAAGAGCUUCUAAAGAAGUACAAAGCAGGGACGCUAACCAUUCAAGAAAUGAUAACCGUCAUCACCACCAUCAUCACCGAGACAGAGGAAAAGAGCGGCAAACAGCCCGGAGGCGUGGAAGGCUCCUGCCGAGAGGAGAGACCAUCCGGGAGAGCUGCCAGCGCCCCUUCGCCACAGGACCAACAAGCGGAAAAGACUCUCCGGCUCGCGACCGUCGAUGUAUCGGUCGGCGAGUUCCAAGGGCGAAAGGUCUCCGUGUGGGAACUUCUCUUCUCCAAAUACCUCUCGGAAGAGAAAAGGCAGGAGCUCCUGGAGCAGUACCGAGCAGGGACGGUGACUCUGGAGGAGCUGGUCAGAAUCCUCACCACCAUGGUUGAGGAGACAGAAGAGAGAAGCAGCAAAGUGAAGUUCUCAGGCCUCAGGAGGCAGGUGACUGCCUCAGAGCUGUUCAGCUCUGACAUUAUUGACCAGAACACGCUGACUGAACUCACCCAGGGCACCAAGACGGUGCAGGAGAUCACGGAAAUGGAGUCCGUAAAGAGAUACCUCGAAGGAACUAGCUGCAUCGCCGGAGUCCUUGUGCCGUCCAAGACGGACCCGUCCAAGACAGAGAAGAUGAGCAUCUACCAGGCCAUGGGGAAGGGGAUUCUGAGGCCGGGCACCGCGCUGGUGCUGCUGGAGGCGCAGGCUGCCAGCGGCUUUAUCACUGACCCGCUGAAGAACGAGAAGCUGUCCGUCGAUGAAGCCGUCUCCGCCGGCCUGGUGGGCCGUGAGAUUCACGAGAAGCUGCUCUCUGCAGAGAGAGCAGUGACCGGAUACACUGACCCCUACACGGGCAACAAGAUCUCCCUCUUCCAGGCCAUGAAGAGAGACCUGAUAGUCAAAGACCACGGCAUCCGCCUGCUGGAGGCCCAGAUCGCCACCGGCGGCAUCAUCGACCCCGUGCACAGUCACCGCCUCCCCGUGGAGGUGGCUUACAAGCGGGGCUACUUCGACGAAGAGAUGAACCGGAUCCUCUCUGACCCCAGCGACGACACCAAGGGCUUCUUCGACCCCAACACGCACGAGAACCUCACCUACAUGCAGCUCCUCAGCAGAUGCGUCCCAGACCCAGACACGGGGCUGCUGAUGCUUCAGCUGAUGCACAAAGGCUCCGUGCUCUUCCAGCUAGAUGAAAAAACACGAAUCUCCUUACAGUCUGCCCCUGCCACCGUCAGCGUGGGACUCUUCCAGGGGCAGAACGUGACCGUGUGGGAGCUUCUCUUCUCCAGAUACGUCCCUGACCAAAAAAGGCAGGAGCUUCUGAAGAAGUACAAAGCGGGGACGCUAACCAUUCAGGAAAUGACAACCAUCAUCACCACCCUCAUCACCGAGGCCGAGCAAAAGAGCAGCAGAGAGCCCGGGCACGUGAAAAGUCCGAGCACGCAACGGGCAACGUCACAGAACGCCGAGGCUGCCCGUGCGCAGAGAGAUGAAAAACGGGAGAAGGCCUUGAAGACUACGACAGUCGACGGCCCGGGGGGCGAGUUCGAAGGGCGAAAGGUCUCUGUGUGGGAUCUGCUCUUCUCCAAAUACGUCCCUGAAGAGAAAAGACAAGAGCUUCUAAAGAAAUACAAAGCAGGGACGCUAACCAUUCAAGAAAUGAUAACCGUCAUCACCACCAUCAUCACCGAGACAGAGGAAAAGAGCGGCAAACAGCCCGGAGGCAUGGAAGGCUCCUGCCGAGAGGAGAGACCAUCCGGGAGAGCUGCCAGCGCCCGUUCGCCACAGGACCAACAAGCGGAAAAGACUCUCCGGCUCGCGACCGUCGAUGUAUCGGUCGGCGAGUUCCAAGGGCGAAAGGUCUCCGUGUGGGAACUUCUCUUCUCCAAAUACCUCUCGGAAGAGAAAAGGCAGGAGCUCCUGGAGCAGUACCGAGCAGGGACGGUGACUCUGGAGGAGCUGGUCAGAAUCCUCACCACCAUGGUUGAGGAGACAGAAGAGAGAAGCAGCAAAGUGAAGUUCUCAGGCCUCAGGAGGCAGGUGACUGCCUCAGAGCUGUUCAGCUCUGACAUUAUUGACCAGAACACGCUGACUGAACUCACCCAGGGCACCAAGACGGUGCAGGAGAUCACGGAAAUGGAGUCCGUAAAGAGAUACCUCGAAGGAACUAGCUGCAUCGCCGGAGUCCUUGUGCCGUCCAAGACGGACCCGUCCAAGACAGAGAAGAUGAGCAUCUACCAGGCCAUGGGGAAGGGGAUUCUGAGGCCGGGCACCGCGCUGGUGCUGCUGGAGGCGCAGGCUGCCAGCGGCUUUAUCACUGACCCGCUGAAGAACGAGAAGCUGUCCGUCGAUGAAGCCGUCUCCGCCGGCCUGGUGGGCUGUGAGAUUCACGAGAAGCUGCUCUCUGCAGAGAGAGCAGUGACCGGAUACACUGACCCCUACACGGGCAACAAGAUCUCCCUCUUCCAGGCCAUGAAGAGAGACCUGAUAGUCAAAGACCACGGCAUCCGCCUGCUGGAGGCCCAGAUCGCCACCGGCGGCAUCAUCGACCCCGUGCACAGUCACCGCCUCCCCGUGGAGGUGGCUUACAAGCGGGGCUACUUCGACGAAGAGAUGAACCGGAUCCUCUCUGACCCCAGCGACGACACCAAGGGCUUCUUCGACCCCAACACGCACGAGAACCUCACCUACAUGCAGCUCCUCAGCAGAUGCGUCCCAGACCCAGACACGGGGCUGCUGAUGCUUCAGCUGAUGCACAAAGGCUCCGUGCUCUUCCAGCUAGAUGAAAAAACACGAAUCUCCUUACAGUCUGCCCCUGCCACCGUCAGCGUGGGACUCUUCCAGGGGCAGAACGUGACCGUGUGGGAGCUUCUCUUCUCCAGAUACGUCCCUGACCAAAAAAGGCAGGAGCUUCUGAAGAAGUACAAAGCGGGGACGCUAACCAUUCAGGAAAUGACAACCAUCAUCACCACCCUCAUCACCGAGGCCGAGCAAAAGAGCAGCAGAGAGCCCGGCGCCCGUUCGCCACAGGACCAACAAGCGGAAAAGACUCUCCGGCUCGCGACCGUCGAUGUAUCGGUCGGCGAGUUCCAAGGGCGAAAGGUCUCCGUGUGGGAACUUCUCUUCUCCAAAUACCUCUCGGAAGAGAAAAGGCAGGAGCUCCUGGAGCAGUACCGAGCAGGGACGGUGACUCUGGAGGAGCUGGUCAGAAUCCUCACCACCAUGGUUGAGGAGACAGAAGAGAGAAGCAGCAAAGUGAAGUUCUCAGGCCUCAGGAGGCAGGUGACUGCCUCAGAGCUGUUCAGCUCUGACAUUAUUGACCAGAACACGCUGACUGAACUCACCCAGGGCACCAAGACGGUGCAGGAGAUCACGGAAAUGGAGUCCGUAAAGAGAUACCUCGAAGGAACUAGCUGCAUCGCCGGAGUCCUUGUGCCGUCCAAAACGGACCCGUCCAAGACAGAGAAGAUGAGCAUCUACCAGGCCAUGGGGAAGGGGAUUCUGAGGCCGGGCACCGCGCUGGUGCUGCUGGAGGCGCAGGCUGCCAGCGGCUUUAUCACUGACCCGCUGAAGAACGAGAAGCUGUCCGUCGAUGAAGCCGUCUCCGCCGGUCUGGUGGGCCGUGAGAUUUACGAGAAGCUGCUCUCUGCAGAGAGAGCAGUGACCGGAUACACUGACCCCUACACGGGCAACAAGAUCUCCCUCUUCCAGGCCAUGAAGAGAGACCUGAUAGUCAAAGACCACGGCAUCCGCCUGCUGGAGGCCCAGAUCGCCACCGGCGGCAUCAUCGACCCCAUGCACAGUCACCGCCUCCCCGUGGAGGUGGCUUACAAGCGGGGCUACUUCGACGAAGAGAUGAACCGGAUCCUCUCUGACCCCAGCGACGACACCAAGGGCUUCUUCGACCCCAACACGCACGAGAACCUCACCUACAUGCAGCUCCUCAGCAGAUGCGUCCCAGACCCAGACACGGGGCUGCUGAUGCUUCAGCUGAUGCACAAAGGCUCCGUGCUCUUCCAGCUAGAUGAAAAAACACGAAUCUCCUUACAGUCUGCCCCUGCCACCGUCAGCGUGGGACUCUUCCAGGGGCAGAACGUGACCGUGUGGGAGCUUCUCUUCUCCAGAUACGUCCCUGACCAAAAAAGGCAGGAGCUUCUGAAGAAGUACAAAGCGGGGACGCUAACCAUUCAGGAAAUGACAACCAUCAUCACCACCCUCAUCACCGAGGCCGAGCAAAAGAGCAGCAGAGAAGCUGCCAGCGCCCCUUCGCCACAGGACCAACAAGCGGAAAAGACUCUCCGGCUAGCGACCGUCGAUGUAUCGGUCGGCGAGUUCCAAGGGCGAAAGGUCUCCGUGUGGGAACUUCUCUUCUCCAAAUACCUCUCGGAAGAGAAAAGGCAGGAGCUCCUGGAGCAGUACCGAGCAGGGACGGUGACUCUGGAGGAGCUGGUCAGAAUCCUCACCACCAUGGUUGAGGAGACAGAAGAGAGAAGCAGCAAAGUGAAGUUCUCAGGCCUCAGGAGGCAGGUGACUGCCUCAGAGCUGUUCAGCUCUGACAUUAUUGACCAGAACACGCUGACUGAACUCACCCAGGGCACCAAGACGGUGCAGGAGAUCACGGAAAUGGAGUCCGUAAAGAGAUACCUCGAAGGAACUAGCUGCAUCGCCGGAGUCCUUGUGCCGUCCAAGACGGACCCGUCCAAGACAGAGAAGAUGAGCAUCUACCAGGCCAUGGGGAAGGGGAUUCUGAGGCCGGGCACCGCGCUGGUGCUGCUGGAGGCGCAGGCUGCCAGCGGCUUUAUCACUGACCCGCUGAAGAACGAGAAGCUGUCCGUCGAUGAAGCCGUCUCCGCCGGCCUGGUGGGCCGUGAGAUUCACGAGAAGCUGCUCUCUGCAGAGAGAGCAGUGACCGGAUACACUGACCCCUACACGGGCAACAAGAUCUCCCUCUUCCAGGCCAUGAAGAGAGACCUGAUAGUCAAAGACCACGGCAUCCGCCUGCUGGAGGCCCAGAUCGCCACCGGCGGCAUCAUCGACCCCGUGCACAGUCACCGCCUCCCCGUGGAGGUGGCUUACAAGCGGGGCUACUUCGACGAAGAGAUGAACCGGAUCCUCUCUGACCCCAGCGACGACACCAAGGGCUUCUUCGACCCCAACACGCACGAGAACCUCACCUACAUGCAGCUCCUCAGCAGAUGCGUCCCAGACCCAGACACGGGGCUGCUGAUGCUUCAGCUGAUGCACAAAGGCUCCGUGCUCUUCCAGCUAGAUGAAAAAACACGAAUCUCCUUACAGUCUGCCCCUGCCACCGUCAGCGUGGGACUCUUCCAGGGGCAGAACGUGACCGUGUGGGAGCUUCUCUUCUCCAGAUACGUCCCUGACCAAAAAAGGCAGGAGCUUCUGAAGAAGUACAAAGCGGGGACGCUAACCAUUCAGGAAAUGACAACCAUCAUCACCACCCUCAUCACCGAGGCCGAGCAAAAGAGCAGCAGAGAGCCCGGGCACGUGAAAAGUCCGAGCACGCAACGGGCAACGUCACAGAACGCCGAGGCUGCCCGUGCGCAGAGAGAUGAAAAACGGGAGAAGGCCUUGAAGACUACGACAGUCGACGGCCCGGGGGGCGAGUUCGAAGGGCGAAAGGUCUCUGUGUGGGAUCUGCUCUUCUCCAAAUACGUCCCUGAAGAGAAAAGACAAGAGCUUCUAAAGAAGUACAAAGCAGGGACGCUAAGCAUUCAAGAAAUGAUAACCGUCAUCACCACCAUCAUCACCGAGACAGAGGAAAAGAGCGGCAAACAGCCCGGAGGCGUGGAAGGCUCCUGCCGAGAGGAGAGACCAUCCGGGAGAGCUGCCAGCGCCCCUUCGCCACAGGACCAACAAGCGGAAAAGACUCUCCGGCUCGCGACCGUCGAUGUAUCGGUCGGCGAGUUCCAAGGGCGAAAGGUCUCCGUGUGGGAACUUCUCUUCUCCAAAUACCUCUCGGAAGAGAAAAGGCAGGAGCUCCUGGAGCAGUACCGAGCAGGGACGGUGACUCUGGAGGAGCUGGUCAGAAUCCUCACCACCAUGGCUGAGGAGACAGAAGAGAGAAGCAGCAAAGUGAAGUUCUCAGGCCUCAGGAGGCAGGUGACUGCCUCAGAGCUGUUCAGCUCUGACAUUAUUGACCAGAACACGCUGACUGAACUCACCCAGGGCACCAAGACGGUGCAGGAGAUCACGGAAAUGGAGUCCGUAAAGAGAUACCUCGAAGGAACUAGCUGCAUCGCCGGAGUCCUUGUGCCGUCCAAGACGGACCCGUCCAAGACAGAGAAGAUGAGCAUCUACCAGGCCAUGGGGAAGGGGAUUCUGAGGCCGGGCACCGCGCUGGUGCUGCUGGAGGCGCAGGCUGCCAGCGGCUUUAUCACUGACCCGCUGAAGAACGAGAAGCUGUCCGUCGAUGAAGCCGUCUCCGCCGGCCUGGUGGGCCGUGAGAUUCACGAGAAGCUGCUCUCUGCAGAGAGAGCAGUGACCGGAUACACUGACCCCUACACGGGCAACAAGAUCUCCCUCUUCCAGGCCAUGAAGAGAGACCUGAUAGUCAAAGACCACGGCAUCCGCCUGCUGGAGGCCCAGAUCGCCACCGGCGGCAUCAUCGACCCCGUGCACAGUCACCGCCUCCCCGUGGAGGUGGCUUACAAGCGGGGCUACUUCGACGAAGAGAUGAACCGGAUCCUCUCUGACCCCAGCGACGACACCAAGGGCUUCUUCGACCCCAACACACACGAGAACCUCACCUACAUGCAGCUCCUCAGCAGAUGUGUCCGAGAUCCGGGUACAGGGCUCUGUUUGCUGAAGGUGGCGAUGGACUAA
Molecule: messenger RNA, 17181 nt
Organism: Gopherus flavomarginatus (Mexican gopher tortoise)
Lineage: Eukaryota; Metazoa; Chordata; Testudines; Testudinidae
Gene: EPPK1
Product: epiplakin 1
Exons: 5
Coding region: 1-17181 (5726 amino acids)
Biological process (GO): wound healing; intermediate filament bundle assembly
Cellular component (GO): cytoskeleton; cell junction; cytoplasm
Molecular function (GO): keratin filament binding; structural molecule activity
Source: RefSeq, a predicted model, not a curated record